AUGGCCGAUAAACCUACUGCCGAUCCUGCUGCUGACACUGAUAUUGACGCCAGUGACCCCAUUACUUCAUCCGCCACUGCCACCGACACCGCUGUUGCCAUCGCUCCUGCUAAUGCUGCCGCUACUGCCACCGACACCACUGCCGCUCCUACCACCGACACUACUGCCGCCGACACCACUGCCGCCCCUACCGCCGACACCACUGCCACCGACACCGCUGCCGUCACCGCUUCCGCUAAUGCUGCAGCCACUGCCACCGACUCCGCUGCCGUCAUCGCUCCAGCCACUACUGCUGCCGCCGCUCCUGCUACUCCUGUCCCCAAAGCUGAAAAAAAAGAACGGAGUCCGGUCCAUGGUUAUUACGAUCUCCCUGUUCUUUCACUAGAAGAAGCGACAGAAAAACUCAUUAAGGUGAUUCCUGAUAUCGCAGCGUAUGUAGCCACUGCGAAGAAGGAUUGUAAUAAAGAAUCAACUUUAUUAACAGUGGAUGAGUCUGCUGCAAUAUAUCUUUACACCAUGGCUUCACCUGUCGUCUGGUAUCUUAACGACGCUUUUCAAACAGAAAAGCGACGCGUACUAAAACCAUGGUUAUCUUACUUAAAACUUUUUGUCAAUGCUAUAGAGAAGUUACCAUCAACAACGAAAACUCUUUGGCGUAGUCUUGCUACUGACAAUCCUUUAAUAUUUUAUGAAGGUGCUGCUUAUACAUGGUGGAAUAUUACUUCAUGUUCGCUGAAUGUCAAAAUGACUCAAUAUUAUUUAAAUAGACAAAUAGCAACUGUAUUUGCCAUUAAUGCUAUUAAUGCCAAAGAUAUCUCCAAAUUUUCGGCAUAUCCAGACGAGCAAGAAGUUGUUCUGAUACCCGGUACUCGACUCAGUGUUGUAGGCGGACCCCUUCACUUCAGGGAUCACUUCACAAUCGUACAUAUGCAAGAAGAAGAAAACAGCUCGCCCACCCAAACAGUUAACAAGGAUGGUGAAAGCACAAAAUAG
Adineta steineri is the source of this 993-nucleotide messenger RNA. NCBI's taxonomy places the organism in Eukaryota, Metazoa, Rotifera, Eurotatoria, Adinetida, Adinetidae. The record is from the annotation of a GenBank genome assembly.